Molecule: messenger RNA, 3579 nt
Organism: Otolemur garnettii (small-eared galago)
Lineage: Eukaryota; Metazoa; Chordata; Mammalia; Primates; Galagidae
Product: protein ALEX-like
Exons: 1
Coding region: 748-2172 (474 amino acids)
Source: RefSeq, a predicted model, not a curated record
CGCAGGAACUAGGCAACCUGGGACCACGCCAGCACCUGGACACCACCCAUGGCAGCACCUGGGGCUGUUUGGCAACGCGCCUCAUCGUUGUUGGACUUGGGGUAUGGGACAUAUGUGGCCAGGCUGGGUCACAGAAAAGCAGUGACUUGCCCAGGCCACAGCUGGAGAGGGGCCUACCCAGGAUGGGAGGGCAUGUGCUGGGUGGGUGCCAAGUGGAUAGGUCGGCCCCGUUUCCCCCGCGUCUGCCAGGCUCCGCCGACUACCCGGUGUCCAGUGUGUCUGUCAGGAGCGAGGGGACCAGGUUUGUUGCUGAGCACUCUCCUACUGCACACACAGCGCCAUCUGUGACGUGCUCAGCAUAGAGUGGGGGAGUGGUCAGUCCCGGUGGUCGCCGCAGGCAUGUGACUUGUUGGUGGUCCAGGUGCACGGCACAGCUGGGAAACAGGGCUCUGCCUGCCCCACCUGGGGGCCUUUCUGCCUGUCUGGGGUGUGAGCAGGUGGAAGCUGGCCCAGGGCUUCUGGCCUAGGGUUCUCUCCUAGGCCUUGGCUUAGCCUGCAGCUACUUCCUCCUGGGGCCCGCUGGCCUGCACCUUCUUCUCAGAGAGGGCUUUUGUUCGGUGUUUCGGGCUCCACUGUUGGUUCCCUCGGGACUUGGGCUGCUAGAGGGGGCAGCAUGUCUCACGGGCCCGGGCUGGAUGGGGGGGUCCGCAGACACACCUGCCUAGGUGGACACGUGCUCUUUCUUCCAUGCAGGUGUGCUCCCCAGAAGGGGGGCCGCUCCCAGACAACCCCUGGGACCAGAACAGCCCGGCCCAGCACCAGCAGCAGCUGCAGCCCAGCCAGCCCAGCCAGCCCCAGGGGCCCCCCCCAGCCCCGUCGGAGCUCCCAGAUCCCGGGCAGCCCUGCCAGCCCUGCCAGCCCCGAGAGCCCCGCCAGCCCCGCCAGCCCCAGCGGCCACCCCCGGGUCAGCGCAGCAGGCCCCAACGGUCACUUCUGGGCCUGAGACAGCCCUGCCAGCCCCGGCGAUUACUUCUGGGCCCCCGUCAGCCUUGCAGACCCCAGCGGCUGCCUCCAGCCCCAGAUCAGCAGUGCCGACCCCAGCAGUCACACCAGACUCAGCCCUGCCGGCCACGUUGGGUGCUCCCAGGCCUCAGGCAGUGCUGCCGGCGCCUGCGCUCCCUGCUGGCCCCACGGUCCCUUCUGGCCCCCUGCCUCCACUGCCGGCGUCUACGCUCUCUCCUGGUCCCACGGUCCCCCCUGACCCCCUGCCUCUACUGCCGGCGCCUGCGUUCCCUGCUGGUCCCAUGGUCCCCCCUGACCCCGUGCCUCUAUUGCCGGCGCCUGUGGUCCCCCUUGGCCACCUGUCUCUACUGCCGGCGCCUGCGUUCCCUCCUGACCCCAGGGCACCGCUGCCGGCGACUACGGUCCCUGCUGACCCGGUGGCACUGCUGCCGGCCCCGGCGGCCAUGGGCCAGCCCCUGUCACUGUGGCCAUCCCAGUGGGGCUUCCUCAGGACAGCGCCGUCGGCCCCUGUGGUCUCUGCUAGCCCAUUGCCCACGAUGCCAGCCCCCACGGCCACUCCUACCCCUGCGACCACGCCGCCGGCCUGCCAGCUUUCUCCCAGGCCAGUGCUGCUGCUCUCGGCGAGCAUUCCUAGCCCCAUGUCAGUACAGCCAGCCCCGAAGGUCCCUCCUGGGCCAGCCCAGCCGCCCCCAGCAGUCACUCCUGGGCCUCAGUCAGCCUCAGCAAUUAGUUGAAGCCCCAGAGCAGCCUGGCCCACCCAAGCCCUCACUGCUGGGUCCAGGACAGCCGUGCCAACAGAAGCGACCACUCAUGGGCCUGGAGCAGCCUCGCCCCAAGCGGCCACUCAUGGGCCCAGAACAGUCAUGUCAGCCUCUACGGCCACUCAUGGGCCCAAACCAGCCCUGCCAGCCCCAGCCCUUACUCACCAUCCCUGACCGCCCUUCACUCCUAGGGCAGCCAGGCCUGUCCUGCCGGCCUCUCAUGGGGCCCCCAUGCCAGCCUCGGCGGUCACUGUUGGACCUGGUGCCAGCCCCUCAGCCCCAGCUCCUGGCCCUGGGCCGUCCCUGCCGGCCACUGAGAUCACGAUGGACCCGCUCCUCUGCCCCUGGGGUAGCCCGCCAGGCCCCAUCUGUGAGCCCUGGAGCCUGAUGCCCUGCAGGUGCUUCCUUGGUGUGUUGGACACCCCAGUUGGGGCUGCACCCUGGCAGGGCCCUGAGACCAGGGCCACUUCCCUGCAGAUCUGAGAUGCUUUGCUGGACUGGCCUAAGGCCUCCUCCAGGCAGGGCCAAGCAUUGCCACUAGGAACUGAGGCUCAGGCAGAGGUGGGAGCCCCACAGUGCUGGGAUCAGGCAAGAUACACCACACCAGGAGGAGAGGAGACGACCCAUCUUCCUCCUACAUCUGCUGCACCCUUCCCUAACAGUGUCCCAGUGCCCCCAACCUGAAGGCUGCUUGGGAUGUGCAUGCCUUGGGGAGAGCACAGCUGCCCUCAGAUUCUGGAGGUCCCUCAGCAUCUUUCUGUGCCUCUAAGUUGCCAACACUGUCCUUGCAUCUGAGUCUCCAUGCACACCUGUCCCAGGUGUACCACUGUGCAGGGUGUGUGUGGAAUGUAUGGUUGUGUACGUGUGCACGUGCACAUAGUGUGUGGGGUGUGGGGUGCCAGGACAAGAGUGCUUUUGUUGGGAGGGGGGUACUAGCCACAGGCCUUAUUCCUUGGGCCCCAGCCUAUCUGGCCACAGUGUGUCCCACUAACCCCCAGACGGAAUAGCUAAGAUGUGGGCUUUGCUGGAGGCUGCACUCCAGGUCCCAGCCUUCCUCAACAAUUGCAUGGUACUGGUGUCCCCUUCCCAGGUCCUUAAGCUACAGGAGGGCCAUCUGGCUGAGCAGGAGCUGCUGGUGACUGGAGGCUUCCACUCCCACCUCAGGACUCUGCCUCUACCCCCAGUAGGUGUGCACAGAAAGGGGCUGUCAGGGUCUGCAGACCAGUGAGAACCCAUGCUGGGAAAGCCCCAUCUGCUGGGCCCUUCCUCAAAGCACCCCCCACAGUAUUCUCUCUGGCUGUCAAUCCACCCCACCCCAUUUGGCAGACCUCACACUACAGGGCUGUAGGGCUGUCUCUGGGCCCCCCACUGGUGGUCAGAAACAGCUUCCUUAGACCCCGGGUCUCAGGGCAGCCAUACACUCAGGUCUCCUGGAGUAUGGGGCACGCCUCUUGCCCCAUAAAGGGAGCAUGUGUUCUAUGAGGCGGGAGGAGCUGGGGAGGGGAGCUCUGUCUCCACACCCCUUGUGGGGCCAGCUGCAACUAGCUGCUCUACAAAGGCAGGCAUUUCUGGAGAGUAGCACUGGCCACCUGCAGGUCCCUGGGCUGAGGGGAGAUAGGAAGGAGGCUCCCUGGCUGGAGACCCAGGCUGUCCCCAGCCCCCUCCCUGCUGCCCCUGCCCAUACCUGGGUAGACCCCUUCCUCGGUGCUCACCUGGGGCCUCCAUCCCAGAAACGCAGGGCUUAUUUUUCUGAUUAAAGAAAAUAAAAAGUGCCAUGCCACUAUUUUUUAUAACA